Nematocida homosporus is the source of this 522-nucleotide messenger RNA. Its product is annotated as pre-rRNA-processing protein TSR3. Bases 1 to 522 code for a protein of 173 amino acids. Lineage: Eukaryota; Fungi; Microsporidia. The record is from RefSeq and is a predicted model, not a curated record. The transcript has a single exon. Gene Ontology annotation, biological process: maturation of SSU-rRNA. Gene Ontology annotation, molecular function: rRNA small subunit aminocarboxypropyltransferase activity.
AUGGUCUUCCUUUCGUCCUUUGAUAUGGGCCAAUGUUUCACCAAGAAAUGUUCGGCUGAGAAACUCAUUUUAGCCGGAAAUGUCAAAAGAUUAAGACCAACUCGUAAGUAUAGUGGAGUUGUUCUAUCUCCUAAAGGCGAGCGAACUCUAUCUCCAAAGGAUGCUGAAGCUAUUACUAAGUACGGUUUAGCUGUAGUUGAUUGUUCGUGGAAUAAAGUUGAAGAAGUAGAUUUCAGUCAUCUGCCUAAUCGUCGUAAUCGGCUUCUGCCUUACUUAGUGGCUGCUAAUACGAUUAAUUACGGCCGGCCUUGCCAGCUUAAUUGUGCUGAAGCUCUGGCAGCAGCUCUUUAUAUCUGUGGUAGUCCGGAUCAGGCCAAAAGUAUCCUGGAACCCUUUGCGUAUGGCCAAGAGUUCUUGCGACUCAAUCAAGACCUACUAGAUGCGUAUGCCCAGUGUACUACCCCAGAAGAAGUCAUUAAUAUGCAGAACAAACACCUUGCCAGCCUAUCCCGAUCUAAAUAA